CUAUAAAGCUCAGCUCGAGACAGGCUUUUUAAAGCUACUGAGGAUGGCGAUGACACUAGCGGAGUUCACUCGCACCCUGGACCCUGAGACGCUGCCCAGGAUUCUGCAGAUUCAGUCUGGAAUUUACUGUCCAGGUUCGGUUUACGAGCUCUUCGGGAGAGCAUGUUCUCUCUCCACUGGAGAACUGGUGAAGAUCAUCGACAUCACCAUCACCAGAUUCAUCACACAGACACCAGACGGGACGGAGAUCAUCCUGCCUUUAGAUUAUCCAGGUCUCUUCGGGAUCGUAGCAGACACCGAGCCUUAUCUGAGCGUCCGAGAGAUCGUACACUCACUGAAGAUCGGAGCUCACAUCCUCGGCCAGCCGGUGUUCGUGUCCUCGGCUAAAAUUACUCUCCCUCAAGGCUCGCUGAAGAAGCGAGAGAGCUUCCGAAUUACAUCCAUCCUUCGUGACCUGAACGGCAGUGAAGACCAAAUUGAAUGCGAGGUUCUUCAUCGUGAGCCGAAGUUCUGCUUCACACUCGGCCUCUCGCAGCAAGGGAAUUUCACAGAGUGUGAGGAUGAUCAGUUUUACACACUCCAAGAGCUCGCCAAGUGGAAAAUCCCUAAUGGAAGGAAGAGAAUCGUGACUAUAGUAAAAGACCUGCCUGUGAAGGACUUGCUGUUUUCCAAUUUAUUGGAAAACGUGUCUGGAGAGUUGACGUUAACUCCCGUGUACGAGUUACAAGCAGUCACCUCGGUGGGAAAGGAUGUGGUCGUCAUUCCAUCCAACCUGGACGUGGAAGUCAUGGAAGUGACCGAUCAGAUUGACACAUGCACUUUCAUCCAGCCACUUUCCCUGCAGGACGUGUUCCAAAAACCUUGUGAGAUCUUCCCGUUUGUGGCUGAAGUGAUUGAAAGCCAUACAGUCGAAGUGAACAUGCCGGAAGAGCUGGAACUCCUGUUAAAAUGCAGACAGAUCAUCGUCCACUGCGCUUACAAAGCCAAGCGAAUCCUCGCCACGGAAAUCCGGCAAGAAUCAGCGAGACAUUUCCUGAUUCCUACAAGCUAUAAUGGACGACUGAAGCGCCGACCACGUGAAUUUCCGACGGCGUACGACCUAAAACGAGCACAAAGUGACACUGAAAACCUGCACGUUGUGGCGACCAGGGCUUUUGAUUCCGUUUAUGAUGGUCUGACAUCCAUUCUUAUGGGGGAUGAGUUUCAAGUGAAGAAAAAAGAACAUAACCAUGUUGAAACUAGAGAUACGAUGGAUUCCCUGAAGUGCUUUAAGAUUAAGGGGAAAUCCCACGAGGUUGUGCGUCUCCCCAUGUUUUUAGAUGGCGGAUUUAUGGAAGUCAUCCAUGAUAAACGGCAGUAUACCAUUUCAGAAAUUUGCCAUUGGUUCCCUUUGCCGUUCAAUGUCAAGGUUUCCGUUCGUGACCUUUCACUAAAGGAGGACAUUUUGGCCGGAGCUCCAGGCCUACGCAUCGAGGAAGAAAUCGUUGACCCGUAUCUGCUCAUCUCUACCACUGACCUCUCGAGCUGGUGGGAGAUUUCAGUAAAUCGCACUCACAUGACCCUUCACAUGGAUAAAAGGUGGAAUGGUGAGGAACCGUCGUCCAGUGUCAAGUCAUUUGUUGAAGAGAUUUCUGAGAAAAGUUACUACACCAUGCGGAGGUACGCUGUAGCCACGGUAACACCCCCACCGCGCCCUCCGAAAACACCCAAACGGCCCCCAGAGCGACCAAUCAAGACACAGCAAACAAAAUCAGAAAAAUCCGCCAUCUGCUCUCCAAAGCUUCCAGUGAAGAGCCGGGAAAAUCCUACAGACUGCACUACAGCAGAAAUGGAGAAAAACGCCUUCAUUCCUGCUCCGUUACCCAGAGUUACUGUACAGACAGCUGUUAUCAGAGGCCACAGUUUGGAGGACGUGUGUGUAAACCAAGCCGAGGAUGACGACUCUCAUGAUUAUGAAUACAUCGAUGAAGAUGAACUCGAGAACAUCAAGAAGCAGUUCAACGAACAGUCCAUUAGCAUUUCUCCAAAAGCUAAACCCAGUAACACGAUAUAACGGUCAGAUAAUUACACUAUAGGGGUAAGAAAAUUUAGUUAAAGACUGAAAACAAGAAGAAAAAAACUACCUGAAGAUUUUUUUCACCCUCAUGCUGUUAUAUUCACUCUCUUCUCCAUAAACAAAAGGAAAUGUUCACAUGUAAAGUUUUUAAGAGGAUGAUAUCAUCAAUCAAUCAAUUACGAUCAUCUUCAAACAGUAUUAGCAUGCUAGCAGUAUUAGCAUGCUAGCAGGUGUGGUAUUGUGGAAUUAGUAUAGUAUGCAAAUUUAUACUAUGCCAAUAAAAGAAGAUUCUUUUGAAAGCUCUAAAAUUAUUGCCUUUUUCUCUUUUUUCUUCUCUCUUUUUUCCACCCCAGCACCAAAAUAUUAACAUGUUAAAAGA
Messenger RNA from Hemibagrus wyckioides, 2435 nucleotides. RefSeq names its product thymocyte selection associated (gene themis). The coding region runs from base 44 to 2053 and encodes 669 amino acids. Lineage: Eukaryota; Metazoa; Chordata; Actinopteri; Siluriformes; Bagridae. The record is from RefSeq and is a predicted model, not a curated record. The transcript is spliced from 6 exons. Gene Ontology annotation, biological process: T cell receptor signaling pathway.